Messenger RNA from Branchiostoma floridae (Florida lancelet), 3671 nucleotides. RefSeq names its product dimethylaniline monooxygenase [N-oxide-forming] 2-like. The record is from RefSeq and is a predicted model, not a curated record. NCBI's taxonomy places the organism in Eukaryota, Metazoa, Chordata, Leptocardii, Amphioxiformes, Branchiostomatidae. The transcript is spliced from 10 exons. Gene Ontology annotation, molecular function: N,N-dimethylaniline monooxygenase activity; NADP binding; flavin adenine dinucleotide binding. Bases 225 to 1868 code for a protein of 547 amino acids.
UGGAUACCUCGUGCCCAGCGCACUGUUCGCAUGGACGCAGGAGGCUGCAUAUGGCUCGUACCGUCAGUGCUUGUAGAACUGCAUGCACUUCUGUAAUGCUUCGUGAAAGUACGGUUUUUAUCUCUUAGAAAUAAGUAUUCUGUAUCGUCGGAUGGUCUGUAUUUUACCAGAAGCAACUGAGGGGCUAUUAAAAGGUAGAUGUCGCUUGCAGGUCUGGGUGAAAUAUGACGUCAUCAGACGAGAGGAGGGGCGGCAUGGAGAGCACGAGGCGGGUAGCGAUCAUCGGGGCCGGGGUGAGCGGGCUGGCCUGCAUCAAGGCCUGCCUGGAGGAGGGGCUGGAGCCGGUGUGCUUCGAGCAACAUGACCAACUGGGAGGAGUUUGGUAUUACACAGACGAGCCACGCCCUAACCAAGGAGCGACUAUCUACAAGUCCCUGGUCAGUAACAGGACCAAGGAGAUGAUGUCAUUUAGCGAUUUCCCUCAACCCAAGGAGGCUCCGCCCUUCCUGCCGUACACGCAGGUUCACAGCUACCUGCGGGAGUUCGCAGACAAAUUUGAGCUCAUGAAGUUCAUCCAAUUUGGUGUGCAGGUUCAGCACAUCUGGCGGGCCGACGACUACACCACCUCGGGUAAGUGGCUGGUGCGCACGGCCCCGGUUGCCGCGGACAACAACAGGAACACCUCUCCCCAGACCAGCCUGUUCGGCAGCGUCAUGGUGUGCAGCGGCCACUUCUCCAAGCCCUUCGUCCCGAAAGUGCCCGGGCUUGAAGAGUUUACCGGAGUUGUCCUGCACAGCCGUGACUACAGCGGUGCGGAGUCCUUCAAGGGACGCAAAGUCAUGGUAGUCGGCGGUGCCAAUUCGGCCGGCGAUGUGGCUGCUGAAGUUGCCCAGGUCGCGUCUGUAGUUUACCUGAGUGUGAGGGACGGCACGUGGCUGUUCCCGCGGCUGGCGCAGGGAGGCAAGCCGAGGGACUUCUUCAUACAAAGGGCCCGGCUGCACCUGCCGGAAUGGCUGAAGAGGGUUCUGCUCAGACGUCAGUGUAACGCAUGUCUGGACCACGACAACUACGGACUGGAGGGGUGUAAAGACCCUAUCUAUGGGUCCACGAUGAUCAACGAUGAGAUGGCAUUCAGACUGGCUACAGGAAAGGUCGUGACCAGGCCGGUGGUUGAGAGGUUUACCCGCACGGGGGCAGUGUUCACUGACGGAACCAGCAUUGACCAGCUGGAUGCCGUGAUAUUCGCCACAGGGUACAACGUCGCCAUCCCCUUCCUAGAAUCGGACAUUCUUCCACGCGAUGUGGGAGAUCUGGAGCUGUACAAGAUGAUGUUCCCCGCCCGCCUGCCCCACUCCAGCCUGGCUGUUAUAGGCUGUGUGGGGACCAUAGGGCCCAUCUUUCCCGUACUGGAGAUCCAGUCGAGAUGGGCUGCACUAGUGUUGUCAGGGCGUUGUAAACUCCCCGAUCCACAGUCUAUGCAAGAGUGGCUUCGCAGCAACAGAGAAAAGUGUAAAAGCAAGAUUGGGCGUGUCUCUUUGAUGGUGUGUACCCUACCGUACUGUGAGGACAUCGCUCAAGAGAUGGGCGUCAGGCCGAGUUUCUGGCAGCUCCUCCUCCGUGACCCUUACCUCGCCUACCUGGUCUACUUCGGCCCGGCCUUCCCCACGCACUACCGCCUGGUGGGUCCGCACCGCUGGGCUGGGGCCGCCAGGCACGCUAAGCUAGCUGUAGACAACACUUACUCUGCGACGAAAAAAUCUGCACAGAAACCCGAGCACUGCUUCAGCACGAAGGUCACCAUCGUUAAAGUCAUGUUCACAUCUCUUUGCGUGAUUGCACUUGGCAUUGUCAUAGGGAUUAGCUAUUGAUACUCCAAUGGCCAUUCGGUGAAGCACAGUUGAUAUCCAAAGCACAAUUCCUUUAUUCCUUUUGAAAGGAAUAAAGGAAAGGAAUUCGGUGAAGCACAGUUGAUAUGAAUAAGGUAGGAUGGGCCAAACAUUUACAUUACACAGUAGCAUGGAAAAGGGGAAGUAGUUUAGGGUUUGGGUCAGGGAAUGCUUCAUCGAUCAGCAGAAUUCUAUUUUAUAUUUCACAAAGGGAUAUAGUUGUAACGUUACCCAAUAGUGAUUCUAUUGGACAAAAGCAAAUGUCAAUGUUUCUCUGUAACCCCGGGUAAGUUUAUUCUAUGUGGCUGCUGUAGGCUGAAAGGUGGAAACUGAACUAGUAUUGAUAGAAUUCGGAUAAAAGCACGAGGUAUGAUAUUCUGCUCAGUGUAUACGUUAACCAUUAGGUAUCCAGGUAUCACCAUGUUCUAUAUGCUGGCUAGGCAUUACAAUAACGAGGGUGUAAUAUAUAUACAUGUGUGCUAGUAACACCAUUUUCUGUAUGGUGUCAUUGGCAUGGUAAGAUGGAUAUAAUUGUUCUGUACUGGAACCAUGCCCCCCUCCCCCAUCUGUACCAGAUGUUAUGUUUAACUAAACGUUCACAAAUGUGUGGUAAGUGACAUUCCACAUAUUGUAACUUAUAAUGAGGGGUAUAUAUUUCACUGAUUGAGGUAAUUGAGGUGAUGUUACCAUGAUAUGUAAUCAUUACCACACUUUUGUUUUUUGAAUCUGCAUUCCGUCAUGGUGUACGUACUGAACAUUUCUGCAAUUCAUGUAACGUUACAUUACAAAAAUGCACCUUUGAUGAUUCCUUUCAACUGGCAUACUUUUUACGGUUGUUUAUGGAGACAUAAUUUUAGACCUUAUUGUAUAUUUGCAGAAAGCUUACUAGCACAUUGAUAUUGGGCAGCAUAUUUGUACUCAAUGUGUGUUUGUUUGAACUAAUUUUAGUUAUCUAUACAAUGUUACAUUUUGUCGACGUAUAGAACGAAAACUAGCACAUCACGAAUUUUACGAUGACAGGUUGUUAGAGGUUUACAUGGGAGGAUAGGUAAACCAUGGGAACUGGUUAGUGCUAGCAUGGGCAAGGCUUUACUGCGGUAAGGAUUGUAUAUUGAGGUAGUUUCGAGUUAACAUGGGACAUGCAGGCUGCAAUGGGUACAAUAUGAUGCUAAAUGAGCACAAAAAUCAUAUAGUGAACAUUUGGCUGGAAAUUUGAUCAGAAAUGACAUUUCUAAGCAGAACAGGUUAGUUGUAUGUAAGGCGUGAAAAUUCUUUAUCAGUAUACAUAGCAUGGUGUUUGUGUUUGUUGAAUUUGAAAUUAACUUCUAUGAAGAGUGUGGAAACUUAACUAUGAUAAUCAUAAAAUUUAUUGAUAGAGAUUCUUAUUUUUCUCUUCUGAUUGUAAUUCUAGCUUUUCAGUUUAGAAAAUGAUUAUGGUAUGUAUGCAGAAAUUAUAAAGUUUGCAGGUAGCCCUUUGUUGGUAACUAGGUUUAGAAAAUGUCAAUCAAAGUGUGAUACUAACUUUGUUACAAAGUUAUUCCGUAUUGUUAAUGUACCUGAGUCAAAAGUGUUACGGCGAACAGAACCAUGCUAGUUAUGUUUGUCUCUCUGUGGACGUUUUAAUCACAGAACAGUACAGAUUACUGUGCUUGUACGUACUUAUAUGGAGGUUAUGUGACACCUUUUAAAUCGGUUACAACCGAGAUAUGAGCUCUGCAUCUGAAUUCCACCUCACGCUUGAGUGAAGAUUGAAUGUCAUCUGAAUAAAAAUUGACCUUUUCACAA